CAGGUAAAGUGAUCGAUUGGUCGAGCCUGCGCAGGUAGCUCAAGGAGGAGGGGUGCAGUUUUGACUUUGGAGUAAACAAGAUCCCUUUUAAACAAAUUGGAAGCGACGAGCGUCUUCUGUGAAACACACCGACAACAAAUUGCUGUCUUUUUUUUUUACACCGGCGUGGGGUAAUCUGCUAAAACUGUCAAGAAAAAAGUUGAUGACGUUUCCCGAUUCUUAUCAGUGUAGACGUGGAGACACUUUCGAUAUUAUGCGUCGACGUUGGCUCCUGGUGUUAUAAACGGCUGUUGUCAGCGAGGGUUGAAGGGGACUUAGUGGACUAUUUAUGAGGCUGAAACUUUCUUUUGCGGCCUAUUAAUGCGUCUGUAUACACGUGGCCAUGUUCCUUCAUCUUGACCUGCUCCUCCUCGUCCUCUUCUUCACCUGCGCAGAUCUGGCCUGCGUCAGGAAGUUAUGCUCCAUCGAGGACGGCUCACCAGAGGCAGUUUUUGUGGAUGAAGGAGAGGCAAAUUCGUUCCUGGGUCGUCAUCUGCUGUUCAACCGGUUCGACUUUGAGAUAUUUGUCCCUGGAAACUUGGAAAGGGAGUGUUAUGAAGAGGACUGCAAUUACGAAGAAGCAAGGGAGGUCUUUGAAGAUGCCCAGGCUACUAAUGAAUUUUGGAAGAGAUACACUGCAGAGAAGGACAAGAGACCAUCAAGAGUUGACAUUACUUCCCUCCUGGUGGCACUGGUUGUUGUCGGAGUGAUCUUUGUUCUUGUGGGCCUAAUUAGCUGGAAUUAUUGUCCGGGCAAAUGUAAGGAUGACUACAGCCGAGCCAGCUCAGUUCGGGUUCGUCCUAGGAGGAGCAAUGCCUCCAUCAUCAUACGUCGGCUCGAGGAAGUGUCUUUACAGCCAGUCCUCCCACCCCCGCACCCCAUGGACGAAGUUGAGCCCCCGGGACUGCCCUCAUAUGAGCAAGCCAUUGCAAAAAGUGGACAACACGAUGCCCCACCACCUCCCUAUCCAGGAGCUGGAAGUAUUCAUCGGUAGAGUCUUCAGGAGCUUCACAUCUACUUUCACACUGUGCUUGUUGACACUGUACAAUGUACACAAAUGAUGACACGAUGCCUGUGCCGCCUGCUUAUCAUCGGGAUUGAGCUAUCCUAUCAAUGCUCAUAUGUUUUUUAUUCACUUUUAAUCUUGCGCUUCUAGAGUCUAGACCUGAAAAGUGUUGUCACAGGAGCCUAUAUUGUGCUUUUUGUGCACUACAAUCCCAACCUUCACUAAAUUGUGUUAGAUUUGAAGAGUAGUUCAAAUGACAAAUUACAGUGGUACCUUGACUUAGGAAUCGACCAAUUUACGCUUUUUUUAAGCCAUGGGGCACUGCUUAACCAACUUUUUCUCUGACUUUCGAGCAAAAUUUUGAGAAACAAGCACUAGAUGUGGCAGUGAUUUUUAACUCACUUCACAUCAAGCAACAAUUUGACACAUAAAAUAUUAACAACAAUCAUUUCUCCAUGGCACACACACUAGAAGGAGCAAGCGACCUGGAACGUAUUGAUAGCAUUUCCAUUCAUUUCAAUGGGGAAAGAAAAUUUGAGAUUGGAAUGUUUUAAAUUAUUGGUGUGAUCACGAAACAAAUUAAACUAGUAAGUCAAGGCACCAUAGUAUUAUAAUUUUUUACCUGAUUUAUUAGUCGUCAAAGUAGGAUCGAGCACUUCCUGUCACUUGCGACAGUUUAUUUUUUAACAUUAUUUUGUUGCAAUUGUGGGGAUGGUUUUGCUACUAUAAUUAUUGCUUUAAAUAUUUAUCAAGGUGAGUGUGAGACAGAAUGAUUUUCUGCAAAGUGCAAUCACUUGAAUGCUUUCUUCAUGGUAAGAAAAGAGCCUGCAGAAGGCAUUUAUUUACAUGACUUUAAAUGAAAAUAAAACAUUUUAAAAAUCAGCAAAACAGAUUUUAAGGCUUUGCCUAACCAGACAAAGCCCAGAUUAAAAUGGUGAUGCAAAAUAUAUUCAUCAGAAGGCACCAAGUUUGUUGAAGUUUAUCAUGCAUACUCAAAUCUUAUCUCGAGACUUUGGAUAAAUAAAUAUUUUCAUUCAA
Messenger RNA from Hippocampus zosterae (dwarf seahorse), 2083 nucleotides. It is a transcript of the gene prrg4, whose product is annotated as proline rich Gla (G-carboxyglutamic acid) 4 (transmembrane). The record is from RefSeq and is a predicted model, not a curated record. NCBI's taxonomy places the organism in Eukaryota, Metazoa, Chordata, Actinopteri, Syngnathiformes, Syngnathidae. Gene Ontology annotation, molecular function: calcium ion binding. Bases 383 to 1033 code for a protein of 216 amino acids. Gene Ontology annotation, cellular component: extracellular region. The transcript has 6 exons.